Molecule: messenger RNA, 372 nt
Organism: Trypanosoma conorhini
Lineage: Eukaryota; Euglenozoa; Kinetoplastea; Trypanosomatida; Trypanosomatidae
Exons: 1
Coding region: 1-372 (123 amino acids)
Source: RefSeq, a predicted model, not a curated record
AUGGGACGUGCCUUCGCUGGACGGGGCUGUGAGCGAAGGGGAGGCGGCGGAUUAUGUUUGCCGCUGUGGUUUGCUCUUUGGGAUGCAUCUCCGGUAAUUCGUCUGGGAAGGGUGGGCGGCCUUCGCCCCCACGUGCAGAGACGGGGCGGGGGCUCGUUUCUGCACUUACAUGCGUCGCACGCGUUCGACGCCGACGCCGACGUCCUUGUCGUUGCCAUGGGCAUGCGGGAGCGAACCCAUUGCGAGAGCGUCACGUGGUGGGAAUUUGAUGGGAACGUUGGAGGGCGCGCCAUUGCCGGUUCCGCGGACGAUACUAUUUAUCUUUUGCGCCACUUGUGCAAGGCGUUCGAGAUGCUGCUUUCUCUCUGUUGA